Messenger RNA from Musca domestica (house fly), 3470 nucleotides. RefSeq lists its product as uncharacterized. The transcript has 5 exons. The record is from RefSeq and is a predicted model, not a curated record. NCBI's taxonomy places the organism in Eukaryota, Metazoa, Arthropoda, Insecta, Diptera, Muscidae. The coding region runs from base 530 to 2362 and encodes 610 amino acids.
UUUGAGAUCGCUUUACCAGUUGAUUUCGAGACUUGCGUGCAGGCGGACGUGUGCGGAUUGAUGUGGUGCUCGGGUCCAGAGAGUGGUGCGACAAAACAACAAAAACACACACGCAGUUACCCGAACUGAGCAAUGUGUUUGUAGUAACAUUGUUGUUUUUUACUUUAAGCUGCUCUGCGACAGCAAUGAUGAAAUAAGAAACGCCAUUCGUAUUCGAGACGGUCGACGUGAUGAUGAGAAUGUGCAUAAAAUUAAAACACGUCGAAAUCAUUUUACAGAACUUAUUGAAAGCGGGCCAAGUGAGAGUGUGCGUUCAAAAGUGUUUUUGGUCGUGACAUCGUGUAGUGCUUCGCCUAUUUCUCUUUCCAACUUUAUCGGCAAUUGAGCUGACCUAACCCGUGAGUGUGUGCCACUUGAGGAAGUUAAAGUUCGCUGAGUAAUUUUAAAUAAAAAAUUGGAAGCCGUAACCAAAAAUGUCGCUUGCUACGUUUAUGUCUCACUAAUUUCAAAUACACAAACAUACAUUCAUAUGCAAUAUACGGAACGAGAGGAAAACGUCCUAUUCGAUCUUAAACCAGCCUUGAGGAGAAACUUCCAAAUGGUUACAAAUAUGGCAAGCAGCGACAAUUGCAUGUGUCGCAGCAGCCACCCCAUUCCCACCAAUAGCGAAAACAAUGGCUCCAAGUAUACCAAAAAAGCAACCAAAAUGUACGGUCAUGCGAAGAGCAGAUACAGACCUUACUCCCACAACAAACGCCCAACCGAAUUUAUGUUAAGGCUGAUAGUCGGUAUUUGGUGUUUAUUCAGCUGUGUUACCCCUAUACCGGGUGCUGCGGUCUACACAAGUACGCCGACAAGACCAGAUGUCGACUUUCGAUCGAACCCAUCAUUUGAGCCCAUUUGCAAACAACAGCGGGAGCACUUUAUAGAGAGCGACGGCAAGGAAUCUAGUCUCAUUUUGGAAUUUAAUAAAGCCGAUUUAAGUUUCAAUGAACGGUCCUGUACGAGGAUAUUGAGCGCCCCUCCCAACUAUAGCUUUAUCAUUAGACUAAUUUUACCAAAACUCUGGCAUGCGUCUCAUUAUAACAGCAACAGCCAUGGGCAUCGUGCAACGCCCACCCAAGAGCUAGUACAAGGACGGCAUGAAAGGGCUGCUGCCAAUAAUGAUGCCGGAACAUCGAAUGCCACCGCAUCACUGAAAAUUGGCCGUCGUUGUCCUUUGAGCAUUUUUAGUUCCCAUGAUCCUCAUACACCGCAAUGGCGCGUUGAUCCGUGCCAAUUGGAGGACACGGCGCCGGAAAUGGAGGACCCUGUGCGUUUAUUACAUGGCCGAGUCCGCAUUGUCUGGGAACACCGAAAUCAAACGCUAAAUAGCAAACUUAUGGUUACCGUUCUGGGGAAGGGGGUUCAAUGCAGAAGUGAAAACAAGCACCAGUGCCUUAAGAUCGGGGAUGAACCGAUUUUGUGUAUUUCCAAAGAUUUAAUUUGCGAUGGCAUACGUCAUUGUCCAUACAGCAACGAACAUGAUAGUGACGAAGAUUACGCCAUGUGCUGGAAACGUAGUCGACUGGGCGAACCGGUGCCACCGGCGAUGGACUCGGAUAUUUUCGAGCACCUCGCCCUGGAGGUAUUUCGUAAUCUGUUUGCGUUUGAUGUGCCCUCAGUGGCAAAGGCAACAGCCACAAUGCCGUUGAAAGGUGUCAAUAGUGUCGUGGACCAAAACAUAUCAGCCGAUGCCGAUGGCGAUGACGAUGAAAAGCCUGAUGGAGUUUUAGUAGCAGUAGAUGAGAAUAAAAAUAGCACCCACAAGAUUUCAACACCUGAUACAGUCAACGACACUGCAGGCGGCCAUCAUCACCGGCGAAAUGGCACGAGAACAGGAUUGAACUCUGACCUUUCGAAAUAUGGACCCUGGGGCUAUUUGAUGCUAGGAAUGUUAUUGUGCGGCGGAGCCCUUCUAAUCUGCGGUUUAUGGGUCUGCUGUUGCCGCUUUAACUAUCACAUUGAAACCAUUCGUUCACUUUCAGCAUCCGCGUCGCAGCACGCAGCCAACAAUGAACGGGAAUCGGCUUUGCAAAAUGCGAAUGCAGCUAAUAUCGCAGCUGGGCUGGUAAACGACAGUCUCUCCACCCCGGCCGCACCACCCAACUACGAAGAAUUGGAUCCUCCGCCGGCGUAUUCGGUAUUGUUUCCCCAUCAGAAAGCAGCAUCCAGCAACACCCUCAAUUCUCUGGAUGUCCACGCCUCCGUGUCUGCGCAUCAGCAACUAUCUCCCUCAGCAGCACCCAGUAGUAGAUCUACGACGCGGACAGAUACAGAGGUGACUGCCUCCAGCAACGCCAACAUCGCUCAUAACGACUGAAGCGAACAUCAAGUACGUCCUCCGUCCACGUAGGUCGGUGGCAUUGCAGUCAACAUGCACACGGUCACUCAUAAAUCCACUUUGACUGGUGGAGCAGGUAUAUAUUGACUAAACAACGCCGUUCCGCAUGGUAUUUUGGCCAGUCCGGUCCCUGGGUGGUUCAACCCUUGCGUUGCGAAAGGACCAAAGUCCCCUUUUGUGGUUAUGUACUUUGCUCCAUUCUCCUCCCUCGUUCAAAUUCAUGGUCUGCGGUUUUCGAAGUUAUUGUUUUUAAGGACUGACUUAAAAUUACUAUUUUUAUACAAACGUAGGCAUACAUACAUAUAUUAUUAACCAACGAAAUGUUUAGAUAUAAGGGAAUAACUUGUUUUCGUUUUAAGAUUGUCUAUUGAAUGCUGCAUUUAGAGACCAAAAAAAAAAAAAAAAAAGAAACAAAAAAAAAAAAACUGCAAUAAAUUUAAGAAUUAGAAGAACAUUUUUAUAAUUUAUUGUAAAACUAGUGGCAGCUGUGUGUGUUGGGUGCCACCGCGAUUCUACUCGAUUUGAAACCCUUUGCCUUGUGGCGACACAAGGUGAUGAACUGCAAAUAAAAAGAGUUUUUCAAACGUUUUUCAUGCAAACUAUGAGAUUUUUCGCAUACGAUUUCAGAUGUCGAAGCACAUUUGCUAUAAUUUUAAAACUUCAAAAGAAAAGGAGGACAAUUUAUUCGAACCACUACUGUUCGUUUACGCAAAAGCUCAGCCAAAGUGGACGGAUCGCGACAAUUUUUCAUACAUGUUCUGUUUUAAUCAGCUGUUCAAUGAUAAAAUCUUACAUGUUUGAAAACACUUCGAGCAAUGAGAUUGGAUUGGUUUAACUUAUAUGCACUUUUGAAGCAUGCUACGUUCAAAUAUGUCAAAAAGAAAAAAAAAACUAGCAUAUAAUUAUGAAAAAUUGUGGGCAUUGCCAAGCAAUGGACACAUCCGGACGCGCAGAUGUAUUGAAAACGAUAGACAAGCAUAUUUGGUCUUCAGACUUCCACGUAGUUGUAGUUGUAUAAUUGUUAACUCUUAACGUAUGGUAAUGUGAUAUAAUGUAAAAGAAAUAAAACAACCGAAAUAUGUAGAAA